UUGUUCAUAAAAAGAAGAAAAAAAAGGGGAAAGCAGAACCAUCAUCAUCAUCAUCGAGGUCAGCUAUGUUUUGCCUCCGGAUUCACUCCCUGGACUCCCUCACCGCCUCCGCGGCCGCCGCCUCCUCCUCCUCCGGCCAAUCAGGAGGAGGGGGAGGAGGAGAAUUUCAAGAAUCAGAAGGAAGCAGCAGCAGCAGCGCGAUCACAAGCGCGGAUCCAAGAAUCCAAGUUAUAAAGGGUACCAUCCACCUCUAUCGAAAUGGACCCCACCCCAUCCCCUCCUCCUCCAACUCCUCCUCCGCUGCCCCCGGUUGCUUUCCAGACCCUCUCCUUCUCCCUGCUGGGAGAGGAACGCUUCUGUUUGUCCUCGCCGUCCCCAACCGCCUCUCUGCUGAUGAUUUCCUUCGCUUCUGCGGCUCCUAUGCCGACCGCUCCUCCGACAUCAGAGUCAUCAGGAAUGAUGCUAUGGAAGACCGAUAUAGUGUCCUGGUUAAGUUUGAUGAGCAGAAGAGUGCUGACACCUUCUAUCUUGAACUCAAUGGGUGGCGCUACCCUUCUGCAGAGGGAGAGGUUUGCCAUAUACUAUUUUUAGACCCUGUUGAGUUUACUGAAUCAACAGAAAUUGCUGGUACUCCCCCUACAGGUUCUACAGAGUUACCCACCUGUCCUGUGUGCCUUGAGAGAUUGGAUCAGGAUAUUAGUGGGAUUAUUGCAACCACUUGUGAUCAUUCUUUCCAGUGUUCGUGCAUAUCUAAAUGGGCUAAUUCAUCUUGCUCUGUCUGUCAUUUUUGUCAAGAGCAUUCUGAGAAACCUGCAUGCUCUAUUUGUGGAACUUCCUUGAACCUCUGGAGCUGUGUAAUUUGUGGCUUUGUAGGUUGUGGCAGAUACAAAGAAGGGCAUGCUGUUAGACAUUGGAAAGACACUCAGCAUUGUUAUUCUCUUGAUUUGGAAACACAACGUGUUUGGGAUUAUGUUGGUGACAGUUAUGUCCAUCGACUUAAUCAAUCAAGAGGUGAUGAUAAGUUGGACAAGUUGAAGUCCAACUGUAGAUAUACUACAGAAAAUUGUGAAAGCUUAACAUGCAGUGAAGAAGACCCUGGAAUUUAUUCAACUAUGUUGAACAGCAAAGUUGAAGCGAUGGUGGAUGAAUAUAACCGUCUGCUUGCAAGUCAGCUUGAAAGUCAGAGACAGUAUUAUGAGGGUCUACUUGAGGAGACUAAAGAAAAGAGGGGAAAAUACAUAUUUGAAGAAGUAGAUAAGGCUGUAACUUUGAAGAUGCAAGAUCUCCAGCGGAAGAUUGAAGCUGUUAUGAAGGAAAAGAAAAUUGUUUCUGAUAAUAAUGAGAGCCUUGUAAAAAAUCAGAACAUUUGGCGUGAAAGAAUCAAAGAAAUUGAAGACAGGGAGAAAGAAAAUCUCAGAUUGAAAGACGAGAAAAUCCGUGAUUUGGAAGAACAGAUAAGGGAUUUUACUGUUUUUGUUGAGGCCCAGAAAGUUCUGGACAACAUGGGAGAUGCUGGCGGAAUUCAAGGUGGGACUCUGUUGCCUGUUCCAUCUCCUCCACCUUCGUCGACCAGAAGCAAAAGAUCUUCAAAGGGAAACCGAAGGCCGAACUAACUUCUGUACAUGUUAGGUAUUAAAGAGAAAAGAAUGGAGCUGUUGUACAUAUUACAGCAUCAGGUAUUAAAGGUAAUAGUUUCUGUUAACCAAGGUAUAGACGUAGAAAAAGUUUGGAAAUGUAUAGACGUAGAAAAAGUUGGAAAUGUAUCUCCUGAAAAAAUUUGAUUUAAAAACGGCUACCCGUGAGCACAUAUAAGGCUGCUGAUUGUACA
Asparagus officinalis (garden asparagus) is the source of this 1828-nucleotide messenger RNA. Its product is annotated as BRCA1-associated protein-like. The transcript has 12 exons. NCBI's taxonomy places the organism in Eukaryota, Viridiplantae, Streptophyta, Magnoliopsida, Asparagales, Asparagaceae. The record is from RefSeq and is a predicted model, not a curated record. Gene Ontology annotation, cellular component: cytoplasm. Gene Ontology annotation, molecular function: ubiquitin protein ligase activity; zinc ion binding. Bases 66 to 1613 code for a protein of 515 amino acids. Gene Ontology annotation, biological process: Ras protein signal transduction; protein ubiquitination.